GACGAUGGUGAUCCCCGGAUCUGCGCCAGUGCCGAGUCGCCGUCGCCGCACAGCCCACGCUCCAGCCACAGCACCGCCACCACCACCUUUGCACAUGCUUGUGGCAGUGCGGCUGCUCGUCUUGUGACAGCCGAUUUUUCAUUGUCACCGAACCAAAGGCCAAACCUCUAAAAGCGAUUGCUGCUCCUCCUCCGCUCUGCCCACGGCCCUGGGUUCCUUCUGCUGCUCCGUGUGCUCUUCUUCUGCUUUUGCUGCUUUGUAUCUGGAAUAUCCACCACCUCUACGCACAUCUCUCCCCGUCAGCGGGCUCGCUAUGCGCCCUCCAUCCUCUGGCGAUGACUUCCGCUCAGUACAUGCUUGCAAGGCCGUCCCUCCACCACCACAACCACCACAAUCUCGACGGUGCCCACGAUCGCGUAUCGUCUAAGAUGCCGUCUUCUCCUGACGACCCACCUCUACUCAAUCGCUUCUCUUCCAGAUCCUCAGAGAUCCCGCCCAUCGACCCUUCUUCGUCUCUCGACCCCGCCCUGCCGCCGCCGUCGCCCCCACCCCCGCCUCCGGCCGGUGCCGCGAUUCCUCUGCUCGACGACCGCGAGAGCCUGGCGUACUCCAACUUUCUUGACAAAAUUGCUCUCGACUCUGACUUCAUCUUCGACCCUGUCUUGCCCGAAGAUCUCCUGCCAUGGCCGCAUCAGCAGUCAUCUUCCUCCCUCGUGUCUUCGAACGGCUCGCUCUCCACCACCGCAACCUCACCAGCCAAGACCGAUCUCAAAACCGAGGACGGUCCCGGCGACCACAACACCCUUCUCGGACCAGCCUUUCCUGACCUCUCCUCCCACAGUUCAACCAUCGACCACCACCACCCUCACCAGCGGCAUGUCUCUGGAGGCAUGCGCAACUCUUGGCCCUCCGCCGAUCAUGCUGGCUCUGUCCCGCCGCUGUCGCCGCUGCGGUCUCACUCUCAAUCGCGACCUCCGCGAUCGCCGCGCUCGAGCUUCUCUCUAGGCAGCAGCUCGCAAUCCGCCUCAGUCUCACAGAAAGGCCAUCCCCAGCAGCAACUGCCGCUGAUGUCUCCGCCGACCGAAGAGCGGUCCGGUUCGCUGCUCGAUAACCUGCGAUCCGGCCAGAUCUCGAACGAGGAUCGCGCGAGCCUGCUUCGUGCUGUGCACAGGCAGCAAGGGCUUGCGUUUGGUUCGGACCCGCGCUUUUCGCAGUCGGGGUUCAAAGCCAAGCCUAGCGUGCCGCCUGUGUUUGAAUCGUUGUCUGAUCUUUCCGGACAGACACCUCCGAGUAGUAGGCUGUCCACGAACAGCCAAUCGACGAGUGAGAAGGUAGCGGCAGCUUCUGAAAUCCUGAGGCAGAUGAGCCAGGAUGGCAUGUCGUGGACUAUGGAGAACGACAGCACGAAGGUGGACCAUCCUCGCACGGGUGGGAAAGCGGCUAUGAUCAUGCCGAUGCACACAGUAUCUCCCUCGUCAGAGUCAGUGGGUGUCUCUCCUGAUACGUCCUCAGACGUCUUCAGCGGUCGAGGCCGAGUCCAGCGAUCAGCUUCUGUGCAGAAUACCCCGCCGCUCGGCCGGAAACGGACCUCGUCGUCUGCGAAUCUCGCCGAUCUGGCUGCAGAAGAGUAUCAUAUAUCAGAACAGCCGCAGCCAGCGCCUUCCAUAAGCAAGAAGUCCAAAAAGCAGUCAAUCAGUGGUGCGGUAAAUUCGGCAUCGCCGUCCAUGGCAGCCAUGUCCAGCGGCCGCUCGGCGCGAUCAAACUCGGUCUCGUCGUCGAACGAGCGCGAUAACCGGGAACUCCUUUCCGAGGCCCAGCGGCGCAAGAACCACAUCUCGUCUGAGAAGAAACGGCGCGACGCAAUCAAGCAAGGGUUCGAGGAGCUCUCGUAUAUCGUGCCGGUUUUGCGCGCAGGCGGGUUCAGUAAGAGUAUUGUGCUUUCGCAUGUUCUUGAUUUCAUCACGGACGUGGAGAAGAAGAAUAAACAGAUGCGCGAGAUACUGGCUGAAUUACAGCGAAAGUGAUCAACACCGUCACAUUAAUCUCACUACAUUUCUUUUGGUACUUUUAUUUAUUAUCACGUCACAUUAUGAUUCGGCAGACAUUCCUGGAGAUUAAAGCAUGCUUCAGAUCAAGCAGAUGGGGUUGUACGGUACGGUAGCAUUAUGGAUAGUUCAUUGUGACCAGUCAGUCAGUCAGUCAGAAGCAGUCAUUCGAUUGUGCACGCAGCGUUUAUUAUAAUAAUUCAGGUUUCGGGGAGUAAUUCAAGAUGUUGGAGAGUCUUAUGAUUUAGUACUAUCCUUUCUUUGUCAAUGUUAUCGUAUGUCUUUUCUGUUUUGUAAGGUGGUGUCACUGUUUGUUUUUGUGUUUUUGUGUUUUUUUUUGUUUGCUCUCGGUGGUAUUUUGUUGGCGUUCUUCUUUGUAAAUGCUGUUAUCGCUCUAUGUAUUCCAUAUGAUUCAUGUAUUUAUUUAUACAAUUCAAUAAAUAAACGCUGUACCAACACAUA
Molecule: messenger RNA, 2507 nt
Organism: Myxozyma melibiosi
Lineage: Eukaryota; Fungi; Ascomycota; Lipomycetes; Lipomycetales; Lipomycetaceae
Exons: 1
Coding region: 336-2024 (562 amino acids)
Biological process (GO): regulation of transcription by RNA polymerase II
Molecular function (GO): RNA polymerase II cis-regulatory region sequence-specific DNA binding; protein dimerization activity; DNA-binding transcription factor activity, RNA polymerase II-specific
Source: RefSeq, a predicted model, not a curated record